CAGUUUGAAAUUUCUGGCGGUUGUUGUUGGCGGUUCGCGCUGAGAGCGGGUAAACAAAAAGGGGGCUGCUUUGUGGCAGAGCGGACUCGAGAGAAUCAUAGACAGCUAGAGAGAUUUUUUUCCAUAUAAAUGGGUACACAAAAAAAUCAAAUGCUCCAAAUACAACAAGCCUUUGAAAAGGCCCAGAAAGGACAUCAAAAUCUUGCAAAGUUGGUGGCAGGUCUUAAACAAAUAUACAAUCAGCUGCAGAAUGAAGAUAAAAAUAUGUUUCAUGAAGAAUUUAUCAAUUUGUUGAAGUAUCCCAUGACUAUUUACAAGCGAGAGCCAGCAGUAGAACGAAUAAUUGAGUUUGUUGCAAAAUUUGUUACUUCAUUUGAAGAGCGUGGAGAUGAAGAAAGUGACGAAGAAAACUCUUUCAUGAUGUUCCUAUUUUGUUUUCUGCUCAAGUCUCACAAUGCCUGUAGUCACUCUGUUCGAUUCCGUGCCUGCCAACUUAUCAACAAACUUCUUGGCAGUAUGUCAGAAAAUGCACAGAUUGAUGAUGAGCUAUAUGACCGUAUCUAUGAAGCUAUGUUAGUGAGAUUAAAGGACAAGUUUCCAAAUGUGCGAAUACAGGCUGUAUUUGCGUUGUCCAGACUUCAAGACCCCACUGAUGAAAAUUGUCCAGUAAUUGAUGCAUAUUUGCACUUAAUUGAAUGCGAUACCAAUCCAGAGGUGAGACGAGCAGUAUUGUCCUGUAUAGGGCCGUCAGCACAGACUCUGAGCAAGAUAAUUGGACGUACAAUGGAUGUUAAAGAGAAUGUCAGAAAAUUAGCCUAUGAGGUUUUAGCGGAAAAGAUACACAUAAAAGCGUUUUCCAUUGCACAGAGGGUAAAACUUCUUAUGCAAGGCUUGACUGACCGUACAGAUGCUGUGAAAGAAGUGGUGCAGAAAAAGUUGUUGCCAGCUUGGCUUCGCACCAUGGAGGGCAACAUUUUAGAUUUGCUCCAUCGUCUGGAUGUGGAAAAUUGUGUUACUGUAGCUGAAUCUGCUCUUAAUUCUUUGUUUGCCCAAACCCCCCUCGAGGACUUGGUUGAAAAGUUUCAAAAUCUAAAUCAUGGAAAGGUAAUAUCAGCCGAAAGUCUUACUUGUGAGAAUGCUCUGUACUGGAGAUGUCUCUGCCAUUACAUGAAAUCAAUGGGAGAUGAAGGGGAAGAAGCAUUGGAAAAGCUUUUACCUGAAACAGCGGUUUAUGCUGCAUAUCUCUUGAGCUACCUGAAAAAUCUUCCAAUACUGAAUGAAUCUCAGAGAGCUGACUUUGCGCAAAUUGAAGAUGUAAUGAAGAAAGAAUUCAUAUGCCAGCAACUGAUCAUCCUUGUUGGCUGUCUGGAUGCAUCAGAAGAGGGUGGCAGAAAAUAUCUGCUCUCAGUGUUGCAAGAAAUUUUGAUCUUGCCCAACACACCAAGUUCACUUAUUGCGUUGCUGAUGGAGCAAUUGCUGUCCAUCCAGAAGGAGGAUGACCGAAGAAUUCGACUGGUUGCAGAGAUAAUAUCAGAUGUUCGGGAGCCAAUUGUUCAUACUGAAGCUCUGGAGAAUGCUGAUGAACAAAGGAAAAGACAAGUUGAGCUUGCCAAUAUCAAAGUUCAACUUGUAGAAGCAAAACAAGCACUGGAGGACAGUAUAACUCGGCAGGACUUCAUUCAUGCGUCAGUGCUAAAGCAGAAAAUUGAAGAAUUAGAAAAUUGCAAAAUUGAGAUGAUAAAAGCAAUUGAACAACCUGAGUGCAAAGAAGUUUACAUUGAAAAGGAUGAUCCUGAAACUAUGUUAAAAUGUCUGAUCAUGUGCUUUGAGCUCCUCAAACAGAUGGCUGUUACAAAAGGGAUAGGUCCAACUAUGAAUGGAAUGACAGAGGCUUUGAUACUGCCAAGCAUUGCAAGUGUCAAUCCUGCGGUGAGAAACAUGGCAGUCUUAUGUCUGGGCUCAUCCGCCUUGCAUAACAAAGAUUUUGCGAUUCAGCACCUGCCGCUGCUGUUACAGAUUGCUCAACUCGAUAUGAUCAAUGUGAAAAUUAGUGCACUGCGGGCAGUAUUUGACAUUUUGCAAGUAUUUGGGAUUGAGGCUUUCAAAUCUAGUCCUCAUAAAUCCCGUGAAAUGCAAAUUGAAGAAUUUCGGAGUGGAAAUGAAGAAUCAAUACAUGAAGAAUCAGCUGAGCCUGUGGUGGAAACUGAUACAGUCAAUAGUAUCCUUACAUUGCUUUUGGGAUACUUGGACAAUGAGGUGAUAGACCUUAGGACUGUUGCCGCAGAAGGCCUUGCUAAACUGCUUUGUUCUGGAAGACUUUCUAGUCCUAAAAUUCUUUCUCGACUUAUUUUGUUAUGGUACAAUCCUGUAACUGAAGAGGAUACUUUUCUUCGUCAUUGCCUGGGGGUUUUCUUUCCACUCUAUGCAUUUAUGAACAGGAAAAAUCAAGAAUGUUUUCAAGAAGCUUUCCUGCCUACUUUGAAGACCCUAUUCUGUGCACCAGCUUCUUCUCCUUUAGCUGAAGUUAAUCAGCAUAAUGUAGCAGAACUCUUUGUGGAUUUGACACGAGCCAACACAGUAAAUGUUCAAAACAAGCCGAUACAGGAUUAUCAGGUGUUUACAGUGCAUGACAAUCUGGCUGUGAAGAUCUGCAAUGAAAUAUUGAAGGAUCCAGAUUCCCCCAACAUUCGUAUUUUGGUCAAAACUCUGGGAUUGCUUGAACUAUCUACUGGAGUGUCACCUUGCACAGAGCAGUUGUGUGUUCUCCUAGAUAACAUUAAGGAAUUGAAAAACAGAGUAAAUCAGCGAGUCAUUGAAAAAAUUAUACUACAUUUACACAGAGGAUCAGGAGAAAAUGAGAAGAAUAGGUACAGCACUACAACAGAGAUAACAAAUGAAAACGAUAAAGAUGAAGAUUUAUCCCAAAUCCCUGGGAGUGUCAAAAGUUCUAAACAACCAAAUAAUAAAACAGUAAAUGGUAAUGGAGGAAAAGAAAUAAACAAAACCAACAAAAAGGAUCAAGGGAAAUGUUUGUCAAUGACGAAGUCUGUAACCAGAAGCAGAAGGACUAGGAGGGCAGUGCAAACUUCUGAUGAAAGUGACAGCCAAGACUUCACAGCCACAGCACCUUCCGUGUCAGCAAGACCUUCAAGACGAGCAAAGACAGCAGCACUGGAGAAAACAAAGAUGAAUCUCUCUCGAUUAUUGAACAAAGGAGAAGAUUAGUCCAAAAAUUAUAUUUCACAUGCCAGCACUAUUACAUUGUUUCCAAGAAACAAUAUUUUGUAUUUUAAUUUAAUGUCCCACAAGUCAUAUACAGUACCAGUCCUGAGAGAUUAUCAUUAUUAGGACAGUGUUAAAGUGAGGUGCUCCAGGGUUUAGAAAUCUUUCUUUUUAGCUUUGUAUCUUACUACGUCAGUAAUGUUUGGUGGCUUAACUAUUUUUCUUCUAUUCUGAUGCAAAUGUGUAUCCUGAAGCUGUGACCUUUUGGAGGCAUAUUAAAAUAAUGAGCAUUGUCUAUCCAGUUGCAAUGUUGUACUUGUGAAGUAUGUGCUUUAACUGAUCUAGCAAUGAAGAGCUAAGAAUGAUUUUGGAUGUGGUUAAUGUUUAGUUUGUGGAUAUUGGUGCUGCCUGAUGUGUAAUUUUUUUUAAAUGUUUCCAAAGGACACUUGUUUAAACAAUAAACAUCUAUUAUUAAUCUGA
Messenger RNA from Stegostoma tigrinum, 3702 nucleotides. It is a transcript of the gene ncapg, whose product is annotated as non-SMC condensin I complex, subunit G. Gene Ontology annotation, biological process: mitotic chromosome condensation. The coding region runs from base 130 to 3225 and encodes 1031 amino acids. The transcript has 22 exons. The record is from RefSeq and is a predicted model, not a curated record. Gene Ontology annotation, cellular component: condensin complex; condensed chromosome; cytoplasm. NCBI's taxonomy places the organism in Eukaryota, Metazoa, Chordata, Chondrichthyes, Orectolobiformes, Stegostomatidae.